AUGUUCGACUUUUUGAGCGCGCCAAUCAUCACAUCUUCGCUGAGUGUUUUGAUGGGCUCUAUAGUCCUCUAUUACCUCCAUACAAAGAUCGCAGAACGAGUUCUAAACAACUUCCAAGCCAGCGAUACAUGGGUCCCAGAGAAUGAGCUAGUCCUCUUAAGCGGGGGCAGUGGUGGCAUCGGCAAACAAAUAAUGGAAGAUCUUUCUCGCCAGAAAGUACGCGUUGUGAUCCUCGAUAUCAAUCGGCCUACCUUUGAGCUUCCAGAGAACGUCACAUUCUAUCAAACAGAUAUAACAUCGGCCAGGUCUCUUUCCGAAACGGGCACUGCUAUUCGAAAGUCACACGGAGAGCCAACUGUCAUUGUGAACAAUGCAGGCGUUUUCCACCAUGGCACCAUUCUCGGAAUGCCAGAGGAGAAACUGCGUCAGACGUUCGAUGUCAACAUCAUCGCCCAUUUUCUCAUCAUGAAAGAAUUCCUUCCAUUCAUGAUCCGUAUGAACCGUGGCCAUGUCAUUACAGUAGCGAGUAUGGCGAGCUUUGUCACUCCAGGCGAGAUGGUGGACUAUGCUUGCGCUAAAUCUGGCGCUCUUUCUUUCCAAGAGGGCCUUCGGCAAGAGUUGAAAUAUUGGUACAAGGCUCCGAAUGUGCGGACGAGUAUCAUUCACCCUCUUUGGGUCCAGACGCCCAUGAUCGAAGGCUUCACUAAAUAUCAAGCUGACUUCGGUCAACCACUCCUGGAUCCGAAGGACGUCUCCCAGGCAGUGGUGGAACAUAUUGUUACUCGGAAAAGUGGGCAAACCAUCGUUCCUCGGCAUUCCUCGGUGGCCGGCUCGCUCAGGGCCCUGCCACUAUGGCUACAAGAGGCAAUUCGGUCAUACUUCUCGAGUAUUAUCCUGCGAGUGGGUAUCAAGCGGGCUGCUGAUGAAAAUUCUGGCGCGCGUGUUCCUUAA
Penicillium mononematosum is the source of this 951-nucleotide messenger RNA. RefSeq lists its product as uncharacterized. The transcript is spliced from 2 exons. Gene Ontology annotation, molecular function: oxidoreductase activity, acting on the CH-OH group of donors, NAD or NADP as acceptor. Lineage: Eukaryota; Fungi; Ascomycota; Eurotiomycetes; Eurotiales; Aspergillaceae. The record is from RefSeq and is a predicted model, not a curated record. Bases 1 to 951 code for a protein of 316 amino acids.